AUGGACAAAAAUCUGUUUGCUAAGAAUUUUUCUGUUAGACCAAACAAAGGCGCCCUGGCUUGCUGGGCUGCUUGGGGCCGGCGGGACCGUGAGCAUCUCUACAUCUUCGGAAACAACCCUGUGGAUGAAAACGGUGCCAAGAUUCCUGAUGAGUUCGACAAUGAUCCGAUUCUGGUACAGCAGCUGCGCCGGACCUACAAAUAUUUCAAGGACUACAGACAGGUGAUCAUCGAGCCCACCAGCCCCUGCCUCCUGCCAGACCCCCUGCGGGAGCCCUACUACCAGCCGCCCUACACGCUCGUCCUGGAGCUCACUGGCGUUCUCUUGUCGCUGGCCACAGGCUGGAGGUUUAAGAAGCGCCCAGGCAUCGAGACGCUGUUCCAGCAGCUCGCCCCUCUGUAUGAAAUCGUCAUCUUCACGUCAGAGACCGGCAUGACUGCGUUCCCGCUCAUCGACAGCGUGGACCCCCACGGCUUCAUCUCCUACCGCCUGUUCCGGGAUGCCACACGAUACAUGGAUGGGCACCACGUGAAGGACAUUUCCUGUCUGAAUCGGGACCCAGCCCGCGUGGUGCUUGUGGACUGCAAGAAGGAAGCCUUCCGCCUACAGCCGUAAAAGCCCUGGGAUGGCAACUCCGAUGACCGGGUCUUGUUGGACUUGUCUGCCUUUCUCAAGACCAUUGCCCUGAACGGCGUGGAGGACGUGCGCACUGUGCUGGAGCACUACGCCCUGGAGGACGACCCCCUGGAGGCUUUCAAACAGCGCCAGAGCCGGCUAGAGCAGGAGGAACAGCAGCGCAUGGCCGAGCUCUCCAAGUCCAACAAGCAGAACCUCUUCUUCGGCUCUAGUGUUGCCUCUAGUGUACAAUGAGAAAAAUUCUGGAAA
Messenger RNA from Oryctolagus cuniculus (rabbit), 885 nucleotides. Lineage: Eukaryota; Metazoa; Chordata; Mammalia; Lagomorpha; Leporidae. The record is from RefSeq and is a predicted model, not a curated record.